Molecule: messenger RNA, 4886 nt
Organism: Dermatophagoides farinae (American house dust mite)
Lineage: Eukaryota; Metazoa; Arthropoda; Arachnida; Sarcoptiformes; Pyroglyphidae
Biological process (GO): transmembrane transport
Cellular component (GO): membrane
Molecular function (GO): ATP binding; ABC-type transporter activity; ATP hydrolysis activity
Source: RefSeq, a predicted model, not a curated record
AUCAUGGAGUCAUCAUCACUAGUGUUAAAACAAAUAAAUUUUUUGCCAAACAAUCAAAAUCAAAAUGUUUCGAUUGCAUGGAAAAAUCUUCGUUAUGAAGUGAAUACUCGAUUCAUUGGUGUUGGUGGACGAAAAGUGAUUCUUAAACGUCUGAAUGGCCAUCUUGAAUAUAAUAGUCUGAAUGGAUUUCUAGGACCUAGUGGUGCUGGUAAAACGACACUUCUUAAUUGUUUGAAUGGCAAAUAUCAAUCUGGACUCAGCGCCGAUUCAGAGAUCUACAUCAACCGACGAGAGAAUGAUAAACCGAGAAUAAGAUACAUUCAACAACAUGUCCAUGAAACGAUAAUCGGUUCGAUGACAGUUCGUCAGGUGCUUUACUAUGCCUUUCGAUUCAACAAUAGCUACAAGCAUGGUCGAUCCGAAAUGGAUAAACAGAUGACCAAUGUACUCGAUCAACUGUUGCUCGAUCACAAAGUUCUCGACAGAAGGUUCGAUCUUUGCAGUGGAGGUGAACAAAAACGCAUUGCUCUUGCCCAAGAAUUGAUGUCACUGAAGGCGCCGACAUUUUUGUUCGUCGAUGAACCGACCACUGGGUUGGAUAGUCAUGCCGCAUUGUUGAUGGUACGUUGUCUACGAAAGUUGGCUGACAAUCCACAGAAUCAAAUGACUAUUCUGGCAUCGAUACAUUCGCCCAACUCGGACAUUCUCAAAUUGUUCGACAAACUCUACAUAUUGGCAAAAGGUGGUGUCUGCAUCUACUCUGGAUUGCCAACAUUGUUACGGCAGAAUCUUCACGAACAUAUUGGACUAGUGCAUGAUCAAAGCAAACCGCCGAUCGAAGAAUAUCUGGCCAUCGCCUGCAAAGGAACUGACUAUGAAAAUGUUCAUCUAUUAGUAGAAGCUACCUGGUCACAACAACAAACCGAAUUAAAACAAGUGAUACCGCAGAUGAAAUUCUUACCACAAGGAAUCAUUGCCGACCACAAACUUUUCUCGGCUGGAGAUUUUCUUCUUCAAAUCACACGAAUGUUUCAAUUAACGUUCAUUAAACAAAUUGAUUUCCGUAUCAUUACAUUAAUAAUGAUGACAUUGAUGUUUUUUAUCGAAACAAAUAUCUAUGAUUCGGAUAUGGUCACGCCAAAUACUUGUGUGUUAGCUGCCGAUUUCAGCAAAUCGUAUGGAAAACAAAAUCAAACUUGUCUAGAGAAAAUCAAAGAUGAUUAUCGUGUUGAAUUUUAUUUAAAUUUUCAAUGUUUAUUCAUUAUGAUGCUUGGCUAUCUACUUAGCGGUAUUAGUAGUUUAACAUUAUCAUCACUAAUGAAAAUAUUCAAGAAUGAACAUCAAAAUGGCUGGUACAGUGUUGGUGUUUCGUAUUGGUCCAUCGUGAUUGUUCGAUUAAUUGAUUUUACCAUCAUUGCAUUAUAUGUGACAACAUUGAUGUAUUUCCUAAUUGAUCAUAGAUAUGUUGAUAAUGGCCAAUUCAAUUCGCAUCGAUUCACCAGUUUUUUCCUAUUUUUAUGGAUGUUUAUUGUUUACAUACAAUCAAUGGGACAAUUGUGGAGUUUGAUUUUCGCCAGUUUAUCCGACAUUGCUGUCGCCAUUUCGCUUAUUGUUUAUGCAUCCAUUGAUUUUAAUAAUGGUUAUAUUUUUCCGUAUAAUCAUAUUGUUAUGAUGACAAGUAAAAUCAUUAGCGAUUUGAUUGGAUCAAGAAUCAUUAAAAAUGGACUAAUUUAUUCAUUUUACGGUAUCGAUCGUUGCGAUACGGAGGAAAUUUCGUCCGUAUUGAUUGGUCAUGAUAUUGAUCCUGAUACGGUUUAUGUUGAUUUAUAUCGAAUCGUAAUCAAUUCAAUCAUUCUACGUUUAUUAACGUUAAUAUUGAUGAUGUUUAAAUUGCAAGGAUUACGCUGUAAUCAUCACCAUCAUUGGUUCGUGUUGCGAAAAAAACAGUCACCAUCUUUAGAUUUUAUCCCGAUUGAUUAUGAUGAUUUAAAUAAUAAUCAUCAUGAAUCAUUCAAUGUCAAUGUCGAAAUUGCUAAUGAUGAUGAUCAACGUAGAAAAUCAGCAGUGGAAAUUGAAUUUGACAAAUUUGCGAAAAAUCGUAUUAUCAUUGCUUGGAGGUCAUUAAGUUUAUUUAAUUCUGGCUCAAUAUUUGAAUUACGUUCGGCCAAUGAUCUUGAACAACCCAAGUAUAUACUGCGUAAUCUGAAUGGCCAAUUUCGUUUUGGUACAUUGAAUGCUUUGAUGGGCACGUCUGGAGCUGGCAAGACUUCUUUUCUCAAAGUGUUGAAUGGACGGGACAAGACUCGAUUGUGCAGUGAAACCAAAUUCUACCUAAGCAAGUUCACACCACUUAGGACCUGUUAUAUAACUCAAGAGAUUUCUUGUCAUCUGACACCAGGAUUGACGGCACUUCAAUGUCUCAUAUAUGCAAGCAGAUUGAAAAAUCUCGGUGAAAAUAUCGAUCAUAAACAAAAGGCUAUGGCCUUGCUAGAAGAACUGGACAUUGCCGACACCGCCAACACAUUGGUCAAUAAAUGUUCAGGUGGUCAACGAAAACGGCUGGCUCUGGCUUUGGAACUAAUGUCGUUACGAAUGCCCAAUUUCAUUUGUAUCGAUGAACCAACCAGUGGUUUAGAUUCGAAUUCAGCCGAAGUGAUCGUUACAUGUUUACGAAAAAUGUCACAUAAACACAACAUCACCAUAGUAGCAGCCAUUCAUCAACCAAAUACUGAAAUGUUAAUGCUUUUUGAUCAGGUUUACAUCCUGGCUAGAGGUGGUGUUUGCAUCUUCUCGGGACCACCAUCACAAAUCAGUGACCAUCUCCAGCAAGUUUGUAACGACGAAAAUGGUGAUGGCGAUGAUAAAUUUGCUGUUGAAGAAAUGAUGAAAUAUUCUAGUUUGAAUCAUUUGGAACAACAAAUUAAAACAUUGGUUCAAGCGACAAACGAAUCAAUCUUGGAAAAUCAAUCCGACGAUCAUUUAUUAACGGAUACACGAUACAUUUUAGAUGGGCCACAGAUGAAUCGAACAAGAUUUUCAUUACAAUCAAUCAGAAUAUUAAUCAAACGUCAAUUAUAUUUCUACAUUGGCAGUCUAAUGGCAAGAUUUUUGAUUUUGGCUCUCACUAUAUUUGCUAUAUUAAAUGGUUUGAUAAUAAAAAGUUUAAUUGAUCCAGAUAUUGCCUAUAGAAAUGGUUGCAUUAGUCUGGAUGAAGAUCUAUUGAAUUGUAAUCGUUCCAUUGACGAAAGUUUAGAACUUUAUAUUAGUUUUCAAUACAUGAUGUAUUGUCUAGAUAAUUUCGGCAUAAUUUGUUUUAUAUUUUUCGCAAUGAUUUUUACAUCACAAAGAAAAUUAUUUCAAAUUGAACAUCGUAAUGGAUGGUAUAGUUCAGGUACAUUCUAUGUGGCCAAAGCAAUCUCUGAUUGGAUGCUCAUAAUACCUAUAAUCAUCAUUUAUCCGUUUAUUGUUGAUAUUUACUCACCAGUUCGUUCAUAUGUUCCUUAUUAUAUGAUCAUCAUCAUCAUAUUGCCACUGAUUGCAUUUCAAGGUGCUGGUUAUAUAUUGUCCAUUUUGUUUGGUCGAAAUCCAUUUAUUUUAUAUAUAUCAUUGCCGAUUUUAUCAAUACUAUCGAUUGUUUGUGCAGUGUCACCACAUGCAUUAUCACACAUGGCAUUUAAAUUGUUGACAACAUUCAAUCUUUUCCGAUAUCAAGUUGAAGCCAUUGUAUUGCUAAUAUUUGGUUUCGGACGUUGUAAUGAUAGAGAAAUACAGAUUGUUUUGUAUAAAUUUGGUUAUUUACAUGAUGAUUAUUUUUAUUAUUCUAUCCUGAUGACUGCUGUUAAUGCUUUGCUUUAUCAAACCAUAGCCAUUACAUUGUUUUGUAUCCGUCAUAAUCCAUUUGAAAAUCGUCGUAAACGUAUUGAGCGUAUCGAAUAUUUAAAUCAACGAAAAUUACCAUCAAAUGUAAUAUUUCCCGGACUUGGUUGUUCGAAUGAUUGUUUCACUAUUAAAACAAUUCAGUGAAUUAAAUUAAAUUUUGUUGUAGAUUUAUUUCAAAACAAAGUCUGGCGGUAAUGAACGAUUCAAAAAUUAAGUUAAAAAGCGUAAACGCAAGUCAUUUAAAUACCAAACGGAAACAAAUACAAAUCUAAUUAUGGAACACCAAUUAAAAAAAAAAAUAUUCUUUCCAUUCUCGUGUGCCAUUUGAUAUUGCAAGAAAUUCUUCUGUACAAUCGAAACACGUUCGAAAUAAAUUGAUGGAAUUCUUCUGGAACGAGGGAAAAAUUUCAUCACAACCAUACCAAUACUAAAGUAGAUUAUUAUGAUUAUGAUUUUUGUGGUGAAAUCGUGGUAUAAUUAUGAAUCGCCAAUUUUGAAUUACGAUCAUUUGCCUUUAUCCUUCUUUAAAUAUGAAUUCAAAAAACAACUAUAUUGUCCCUGGAAUGAGAUUUGGACAACAUGCUCAAAUGGAUCCACUACUAAAAAAAUUUUUCCACUGGUCAGCAUCAGAUCAGGAAUCAAUCUGUCUCCUGAUUUCAUUCUUACCCAAUUUCUAACAAACCAUGGAAAAUUCAACCAGUAUUUAAACAGAAUGCGAAUCAAAGAUCAAUCGUCUUGUUUCUGUGGUAAUCCUUCACAAACAUCAUUACACUUAAUUUUGGAAUGCGAUCGUUUUGCAGCACAAAGAUGUUUUUUCGCUUGUUUCUGUUCUGAUAUGUCUAAUUCUCUAUCCAAUAUGUUGGAUGAAAAUAUUAGAAAAUAUUUUUCAAAUUUCAAAUUGUCCCACAGGCAGCUUCGUUUCAGCACUGCGGAAAUAAGCAGUUGUUUGUCCAUAUUAUAAAAUUUUAAAAUGCCAAUAUGCAAUAAAAAUAAAAUUCGAAAUUGUA